AUGCCGCCUCGACUCAACAAGCUCUGGCGUCCCGUCGCCGCGGCCACCGCCGUCACGGCCGUCACCCUCGGCGGAACAGUUAUUUACUCCCGCGCCAACAAGAAUCUCUCGCACGACAAGGCCGUCGUGCCCGUCCAGCGCGACAACAAGGGUAAAAUCGUCCCGCCUGCGUUCUCAGCCGUCAAAAGUCGCGCUGAACAGCUCGCCGAGCUGAGGAGACACAACAAAAAGGACGCCGAGUACGAUGUCCUCAUUAUCGGAGGCGGUGCCACUGGCACGGGUAUUGCGCUGGACGCCGUAACGCGAGGAUUAAAGGUCGCCGUGGUUGAGCGAGACGACUUCUCUGCCGGGACGAGCUCCAAGAGCACCAAGCUUGUACACGGUGGAGUGCGAUAUCUCGAAAAGGCCGUCUGGAAUCUUGACUACCCGCAGCUGGAACUUGUCAUUGAGGCGCUCCGUGAGCGAAGGGGCUUUUUGAACAUUGCACCUCACUUGUCUAGUUCUCUUCCCAUCCUGUUGCCUCUGCAAAGCUGGUUCCAGGCGCCGUACCUCUGGGCCGGAUGCAAAAUGUACGAUUUACUCGCCGGUUCUCAAGGACUGGAAUCGUCCUACUUGCUCAGCCGUAGCAAGGCGAUCGAUUCGUUCCCCCUGCUCAAGAAGGAUAAACUGGUCGGCGCGCUCGUCUACUACGACGGCCAGCACAACGACUCUCGUAUGAAUGUGUCUCUCGCCCUGACUGCUUCGCUGUACGGCGCCACGAUCCUAAACCACGUCGAGGUCACGGGCUUGGAAAAGGAUGCCGAUGGCAAGAUCUGCGGCGCCCAGGUGCGCGAUCUCAUGACCGACGACGAAUCUUCCUCUCAGCCAUUCACUGUCCGCGCAAAGGGUGUCAUCAACGCUACUGGUCCGUUUACCGACGCCGUUGAGAAGAUGGACGAUCCGGAGCGCAAGGAAAUCGUUGCCCCUGCAUCAGGUGCCCACGUCAUGCUGCCUGGAAAAUUGUGCCCCAAGGGAAUGGGGAUCUUGGAUGCGGCCACCUCUGACGGACGAGUCGUCUUUGUCUUGCCUUGGCAGGGAAUGACGGUGGCUGGUACCACGGAUAAUGCUUGUGUCGUGGAAAAGGAACCUGUUGCGCGACAGGACGACGUUGAUUUCAUCCUCAAGGAGGUUAGCAAGUUGUUGGAGCCGGAGAGUGUUUUGACCCGCGACGACGUCCUUGCUACUUGGUCUGGCAUCCGACCAUUAGUUCGUGACCCCAAAGCCGGCAACACCGAAUCCCUCGUCCGUUCUCACCUCGUCACCGUCUCACCCUCCGGCCUGCUCACCUGCGCGGGCGGCAAAUGGACCACGUACCGCCAAAUGGCCGAAGACGCCGUCGACGAAGCCAUCAAGACAUUCAACCUGACGCCCCAGUCCAUCGCCCUCCCCGACCUCAGCGGCUACAACCUCCCCGGCACCAUCACCAACGGCAAAUGCAAGACGCUGACCACACCCGUCCUCGGCUCCCACGGCUACUCUACCGCCCUGCCCUCGCAGCUCAUGGAGUCGUACCCCCUCGACGCCGACAUCGCGCACCACCUCGCCACCAACUACGGCGAUCGGGCGUGGGCCGUCCUCGCUGCUUCUCCCUCCGUCACCCGUCUGGCCCCCUCGUUUCCCUUUAUCGAGUCGGAGCUUCGUCAUGCUGUUCGCUCAGAGGCGGCGUGCACGGCAGCGGAUGUCAUUUCCCGAAGAACGAGACUUGCCUUUUUGGAUGUGGAUGUUGCGCUGCAUGCGCUGCCGCGGGUGAUUGACGUUAUGGGCGAGGAGUUGCAGUGGUCGGAGGGCAGGAAGCAGCGCGAGUGGAGGGACACGGUGCAGUUUAUGAAGUCGAUGGGUUUGGAUGAGGAUAAGUUGACGGUGACGAGGGAGGAGGUCCUGAAUGGGCAGGUUAGGGCGCGGAGGACGCUGGGCGGGAAAGAGACAGCCAAGGAGGGGAUUCAGAUUCCGUUGGGGCGGGAGUUGGAAGCUGGUGCUAUGAGGAAUGCUGCGUGA
Molecule: messenger RNA, 2034 nt
Organism: Pochonia chlamydosporia 170
Lineage: Eukaryota; Fungi; Ascomycota; Sordariomycetes; Hypocreales; Clavicipitaceae
Product: glycerol-3-phosphate dehydrogenase, mitochondrial precursor
Exons: 2
Coding region: 1-2034 (677 amino acids)
Biological process (GO): glycerol-3-phosphate metabolic process
Cellular component (GO): glycerol-3-phosphate dehydrogenase (FAD) complex; mitochondrion
Molecular function (GO): glycerol-3-phosphate dehydrogenase (quinone) activity
Source: RefSeq, a predicted model, not a curated record